AUGGCUGGCUGGCGCGGGGCGCUGAUCGUGCUGGAGGGUGUGGAUCGCGCCGGCAAGAGCACGCAGAGUCGCAAGCUGGUGGCUGCGCUGUGCGCCGCUGGCCACCGCGCCGAGCUGCUCCGUUUCCCAGAAAGAUCAACUGAAACUGGCAAAAUCCUGAGUUCCUACUUGGAGAAGAAAAGAGAAGUAGAAGACCACUCUGUGCACCUGCUCUUCUCUGCGAACCGCUGGGAGCAAGUGCCUUUAAUCCGAGACAAGUUGGACCAGGGCAUCACCCUUGUUGUGGACCGCUAUGCCUUCUCUGGUGUCGCCUUCACAGCGGCCAAAGAGAACUUCUCCCUGGACUGGUGCAAGCAGCCGGACGUGGGCCUGCCCAGGCCCGACCUGGUCCUGUUCCUGCACCUGCAGCCGGCAGAUGCUGCCCAGCGCGGCGGGUUUGGCCGGGAGCGCUACGACGAUGAGGCCUUCCAGGAGCGGGUGCUAGGCUGCUUCCAGCAGCUCAUGCAGGACCCGAGCCUGGACUGGAAGAUGGUCGACGCCUCCAGGAGCAUAGAAGACGUGCACAGGGAGAUCUGCACCCUGUCUGAGGACGCCAUUCGGGGUGCUGCACACAAGCCGCUGGGCCAGCUGUGGAUGUAG
Messenger RNA from Orycteropus afer afer, 639 nucleotides. RefSeq names its product deoxythymidylate kinase (gene DTYMK). Gene Ontology annotation, biological process: dUDP biosynthetic process; dTTP biosynthetic process; dTDP biosynthetic process. Lineage: Eukaryota; Metazoa; Chordata; Mammalia; Tubulidentata; Orycteropodidae. The coding region runs from base 1 to 639 and encodes 212 amino acids. The transcript is spliced from 5 exons. Gene Ontology annotation, cellular component: mitochondrion; cytoplasm; cytosol. The record is from RefSeq and is a predicted model, not a curated record. Gene Ontology annotation, molecular function: ATP binding; dTMP kinase activity.